Messenger RNA from Nyctereutes procyonoides (raccoon dog), 3971 nucleotides. It is a transcript of the gene SLC2A10, whose product is annotated as solute carrier family 2 member 10. Gene Ontology annotation, cellular component: membrane. The coding region runs from base 898 to 2532 and encodes 544 amino acids. Lineage: Eukaryota; Metazoa; Chordata; Mammalia; Carnivora; Canidae. Gene Ontology annotation, molecular function: transmembrane transporter activity. Gene Ontology annotation, biological process: transmembrane transport. The record is from RefSeq and is a predicted model, not a curated record. The transcript is spliced from 5 exons.
GCACAGUGGGAAAGGGGAAAAGGGUGAGAGGGAGGUCAGAGAGUUAGACAGGGGCUAGACUGUGUAGAACUUUGUAGGCCGUGGUGAGAAGUUUGGGUUUUAUUCCAAAUGGCAUGGGAAACUGGAGAAGUUUAAGCUGGAGUGGGACAUGACCUGAAUUGUGUUUUAAAAACUCGCUCUGGAUUAUUCUGUGGAGCAACAUAAUAGCCAACAGUGGCUAUAAGGUAGCCACGCUACAAGGUGGAUACUGCUAUUAUCCACACUGGUAAAUGGGGAAGCUCAGAGAAGUUAAGCGAGCUGCCUGAGGCCACACAGCUAUGGAGUAGAAGAGCUGGGAUAGAACCCCAGCAUUCUGGCUUCACAGAGUCAUGGCAGGAAUGGUCACCAACUCCAGCUCUGACUCCAGAAUCCAUGCUCUUAACCCUCAAGGCCCCCUGCCCCAGAACCUGAGGGAAAACAGAGACCCAGAGAGGUUCUCCCAACAACAUUCAGCUUGACCCUGAUCCCUUCCACCUGCCCCUCCUAGCCCUUUGCUGCCUCCUACGUUAAUUCACAGCUAUUGAUUGAGCAUCUCCCAAGGGCAGAGCUGGGCCUGGGUGGAAGUUGGGAAGGGGGGGAGGUGCAAGCUACCUGGGCUAGCUCUGUCCUCCACAGAGAUCCCAGGCUGCUUUCCCGGGCUCCCUGUCUCAGGGAUUGGGCCCCGGGGUGUAGACCUGGAUUCCAGCCCCCGUUCUCCUGCUUCUGGGGUGCAUCACCUAGUCUACCUUUCUGACUCUCAGCAUUCUCACCUAUGAAAUGACCCCCAUAUGAUGCUUCUCACAAGGCGGCCUUGAGAAUGACAUGAGCAAAUGAAUGAAAGGGGCUCGGCUCACCACCUACACCACCUACACGUGGUAAAUGAUCCGUCAAUGCCAUCCCCAACUGCUCCUGCCCCUGUGUGCCUCUGUGUCUUUGCUGGGUGGCCUGACCUUUGGUUAUGAACUGGCAGUCGUAUCAGGUGCCCUGCUGCCACUGCAGCUUGACUUUGGGCUAUCCUGCUUGGAGCAGGAGCUCCUGGUGGGCAGCCUGCUCCUGGGGGCUCUCCUCGCCUCCCUGGUGGGGGGCACCUUCAUCGACCAGUAUGGCAGGAAACAAGCCAUCCUCGGCAGCAACUUGGUGCUUUUGGCAGGCAGCCUGAGCCUAGGCCUGGCUGGCUCCCUGGCCUGGCUGGUCUUGGGCCGCUUGGUGGCUGGCUUUGCCAUCUCCCUCUCCUCCAUGGCCUGCUGUAUUUAUGUGUCAGAGCUGGUGGGGCCACGGCAGCGGGGAGUGCUGGUGUCCCUCUAUGAGGCCGGCAUCACCCUGGGCAUCCUGCUCUCCUAUGCACUCAACUAUGCACUGGCUGGUGCCCCCGGGGGAUGGAGGCAUAUGUUUGGCUGGGCCGCUGCACCUGCUCUUCUGCAGUCCCUCAGCCUCUUCUGUCUCCCUGCUGGUACCACCAAAGCUGCAGCCAACAAGGACCUCAUUCCUCUCCAGGGAGGGGAGGCCACCAAGCUGGGCCUAGGGAGGCCGAGAUACUCCCUUCUGGACCUCUUCAGGGCACGGGAUAACAUGCGAGGCCGGACUGUGGUGGGGCUGGGGCUAGUGAUUUUCCAGCAGCUAACGGGGCAGCCCAAUGUGCUUUGCUAUGCCUCCACCAUCUUCCACUCGGUUGGCUUCCGUGGGGGCUCCUCGGCUGUGCUGGCCUCUGUGGGACUUGGCACGGUGAAGGUGGUGGCUACCCUGGCUGCCAUGGGACUGGUGGACCGAGCGGGCCGCAGAGCCCUAUUACUGGCUGGCUGUGCCCUUAUGGCCCUGUCAGUCAGUGGCAUAGGCCUUGUCAGCUUUGCCGCACCCAUGGACUCUGGUCCGAGUUGCCUGGCCAUGCCCAACGCCACUAGGCUGUCAGGCCUCCCUGGAGACCCUAGCCUGCCGAGGGGCAGCACUCCACUUCCAUUGCCAACAACCAGUGAGAACCAAGGGAAGCCAGUCUUGUCAACCUCUAAGAAAAUCAAGCUUCAUCCCAGAGCUGGGAACCCCACAGCCCCUCCCCUGCAAAUGGCCUUAAGCACUGCCUCCCCUGCAUCCCAUCCUGCCCCAGAGCGUGCCUUGCUGCACUGGACCGCACUGGUCUGCAUGAUGGUCUUUGUGAGUGCCUUCUCCUUUGGAUUUGGACCAGUGACCUGGCUUGUCCUUAGCGAGAUCUAUCCCAUGGAGAUCCGGGGCCGAGCCUUCGCCUUCUGUAACAGCUUCAACUGGGCCUGCAACCUCCUUGUCAGCCUCUCCUUCCUCGACCUCAUUGGUACCAUUGGCUUGUCCUGGACCUUCCUGCUCUACGGGCUGACCGCUGUCCUCAGCCUGGGCUUCAUCUACUCAUUUGUCCCUGAAACGAAAGGUCUGUCAUUGGCAGAGAUAGACCAGCAGUUCCAGAGGAGACGGUUUGCUCUGAGCUUUGGCCACAGGCAGAGCUCCGCCGGCAUCCCAUACACCCGCAUUGAGGUCUCUGCAGCCACCUGAGGAGUCCAUCUGCCUGGAACAUGCUGGAACCGUGGCUGUAGCAGACUCACUCCUCAGCUCCCCGCUUGUCUGGCCCCUGGAACACUGUUUUAGGUGGCUCCAUAAGAGUCAUCUCUGCUCCAGAAGAGGUCUUUGGGGCCCAGGUGAAAGAGGAGAAAGUUUGAGAACCCGAAAGUCUUCAUUUUGAACCUCAGGCUCUGAGAGGCCCUGAGGAUACACCUUCUUGCCUCAGUUUCCCUACUGUCCCUGCACAUCCCCGCAGUACGUAUAAUGAAAACAUCUCAUGGAGUCUGUUGCUCCAUGGGCUUCCUCAAAGAACCUCUAGGGUACCAGCGCCUGGAAGGAAGUCUUCUCUGGUGUCACCCCAAAUCCAGACAAGGAUACUUCAGUCUCUGCUCUCUUUUCCCAUCUGGCUGGGACUUUCUGGUGAGGCGGAAGCCUGCUUCUAUCAUUCACCAACUCAGAUUGGUGGAUAAGAUGUUGAAUUCCAGUCCUGCUUUUCUGGGGUCCUUGCCGUAGGACCAUAGGCCUCGGUUUCCCCAUAUGUACAAUGGGGGACCCUGACCAAGGAGUUCUUAAGAUUGCUUCUGAUGCCAAUGAACUGGAAUUCUAAAUGCUGCUCAUAGAACGUGUAUUCAGCAUGGGCCCUGCCCUCAAGUGACUGGCCAUCUCUUUAGGGGAUGUGAGUUUUACUUAGGGGAGCAAUAAAUAGAAUUCCAGAAUGGUGUGCACUAAAACCCAAGGUGCAGGAAGCAAGCUCCAGGAGCUGUUUCUAGGAUGCUGCAGGAGAACUUUGUAAAAAGGAGGUGGGUUUGGGGGGCCACCAAGCCGGGCUUGUUGACGUUGCCUCGGUCCCCUGGCAGCUGUUGACCUUGGGUGACUUAACGGCUCGGCUCUCACUAGCCUCAGUUCCCACAUCUACAGAAUGGGGAUGAUUAGGCCCCUGGGCGUGUCCUUAACCCCUGCCUUCCUGCAGGAAGGUCUUCAGUUGGUCCCAUUCAGCUGAUCAGGGCCACGGUGUCAGGGAGGUUUCUGCUCACCCUCAGCUACCCAGGUCCCCACCUUUGGGACAUUGUUAAGGGUCACCCCCUGAGGGGUAAGUCAGAUGAGACUGAGCAAGAAUCUUAGAUCUGAGGUCAGUAGAGGAAGAGACAGGCAAGAGUGAGUUCCCGGAUGCCAAGGAACAUGAAGAGCUGGUGUGGGACAAUGCUUUGUCAUCUGUGCCUGCUCCACACCUAGUGGACUCUGGCCCCUCGACCUCUCUCCUCUUGUUCUAGAUGCUUCCCUUGUACCCCGUGGUAUGCUGGAGGCCCCUCAUACUCACUUGUGAGAGCCCGUUGUUAAGUUUUCGAGACUUUUGCCAGCUGGUUGUUAAACAUAGCCGUUUAUAGAUAUUAAAUUAUUGAAUAUUUCAAUAAAUUAUAUUAAAAAUAAAAGUA